AACAGGUGUCCAGUUGCAGCAAAGAAGAAAAAGACAGAGCCCGAGCCUCCACCACCAGAACCAGAGCCUGUUAAAAGGAUGAAGCGGUUGUCGAGGAAACGAGGUGCCCCGCCCAGUAGUCAGGAGGAGACGGUAGCAUCUGUGGCAGAGGAAGGUCCAACCAGCGCCAAGGUGAUGGCUUUGAACCCAGACACAGACGAUGCAAACUCCAUCUCGAGUCAGGAUGAAGACGUGCAAGCAAAAUGUAGCCGUAGAGCAAUCGUCAACCUCCAGAGACUGAUUGAUAAUGUCACAGAGGAGAUCAGACAUGAGAAGGAACAGGAGGAAGGAGGGGAUGGGAAAGAAGAAGAAGAAGAAGGGGCACAGAAGAGUGAAGAUGUUGCUGUGCCGAAGGAUACUGAGAAAGAUGAGGUGGAUGAUGAGGAGAAAGCAGGAGAGCAUGAAGAAGGGGAUGGGGGGAAAGAAAGUGAACAAAUGGAAGUAGAAGAGGAAGAAGAGCAAGAAGAGGAGCAACAAGACAAUGAUACUGCAGUGGAAGAUGAGAGCGAAGUGACAGAAGAACAGGUGGAUGAAAAGGAAGAGCCUCAGGAAGGAGAGGAAGAAUGGGCAGGGGAACAAGAUAAGAUGGAUUCUAUAGUUGAUACGGAGGAGAGUGUUGUUGAAGAAGAAGAGGAGGAGGAGAAGGAGGAUUCUUCUGUUACAGAUGCAGAGACAUGUGCUCCGCCUAAGCUCCAUAAGGAGUUGGCGUUUCUCAAUCAGGACAUGCCAGUCUUGGAAACUGCUCCUGACCUCGUCGGAAGCAGUUCUACAACUGGUGAAGACUGUAAAAGUGGGACCGGUGAAGUGGGAGGAAAUCUGCAGGUUGAAGUAAAGCGUGAAGGAACACACGAUGGAGCAGAGGAGGAGGAAGCAUAUGGAGAUGCCCCAUCCUUGGUCAUAGAUGAACAGUUGUCCUCCAGAAAUUCAUCCAAAAUGGACGAGGACGACAAUGGGUUGCCCUUGCACCUGCGAGUUCUCAGUGAACAACUCUCUCAAGAACUUGAAGAAACUCGCAAGAAACAGACAGUGGGGCCAGCCCCAGCGAGUUCCGUGCGAUCGCUCUCCCCUGCUGAAACCCCUCAGGAGAGCCUACCAACCCCCUUAUCCAGUGCAAUUGUGUCAACUCCACCCGCAGAACAAGAGCAGGAGGAGGAAGAAGAGGAGGAGCUUCCGCCCCCAUCACCACCACCUAGCAAUGAAAGCAUUCCAGAGAGAGACUUCUCAAACACCAGCAAUCUUGAUCUCUCACAUGACACUAUGGACAUGCUCCCAAUGAAGAUCAAGCAGGAGGUGAUUGAUCCCUUAGAGGACAGUGAUAUCGAUAUGACACCUGAAGAUCACAUGAUGUCCCAACUGACUGGAGAACAUCGACGGGCACCUCCCCCUGUUGUACCUGUUACUGCUGCAUCAGCUGCAGCAGCCACAGCCAGUUUGCCGGCACCUCCUGGGCUGAACUCGGUUGAGUGUAGCAAGUGUCCCACACCAGGAUGUGAUGGAACAGGGCACGUUACUGGGUUGUACAGUCAUCACAGGAGCUUAUCUGGAUGCCCUCACAAAGAGAAAAUUCCUCACCAGUUACUACAAUUACAUGAACAUGUUCUAAAGUGUCCAACUCCUGGAUGUUCAGGCAGAGGCCAUGUCAAUAGUAACAGAAAUUCACAUCGCAGUUUAUCAGGUUGUCCUAAAGCAGCUGCUGAGAAGUUAGCCAUGAUGCACCAGGGCCCGCCUCCAACGCCUAAAUAUUCAAAUGAUACCAGACUCAUGGGGAAACCGAUGUACUGCUUGCAAGAAAUGGAAUCCAUGAACAGUGCGACAACCAUUAGCUCCACCACAACUCCACGUUCUACUCCGUCAGAGAAGGUCAGCGCAAAGCCUUUCUCGAUAGAUUCUUUCAUGGCAUUCAACCCUGCCACAGGACUCUACACAGCGACCGGUAGCCACAAGCGCAUAGCUCCCAAGGUCAUAUCAGCUGCCGAGCUCAUGCCACCCAGUAAGCGUCCUGCGAUGCCUAACGACGGAACGGUGGACAAUCGGGAGGCUACACUUGCAGCAGCGGCGAUUAACCUAUCCUUGAAGACCAUGCCAGGCAUGAUGCCCCAUCUGGCCAUACCCAUGCAGUUCCCGCCGCCGAUGACGCCACCAAGCUCGGUGCAGCAACAGCCUUUAGACCUGGUGAAGAUUGACAGCAACGGCACCUUAGACCUGAGCAUGAAAUCCACCAAGAUGGACAGCCAACAUCAGCCAGCUGCAACGGCCCUUUCUCAUCUCCCUGGCCCUAUGACUGCCAACACACCGCCGCCACAGUCCUCUCUCCCCCUGUCCACCCAAUCGAGCUUGGUCCAGCUGUCCAUCCCGCAGCCCAUCAUGCCAAACCCUGUCUACACUGGAAGCUAUUCCUUCCCACCCAUGUCUCCGAUGGUCCAGACAACCACGUCUAACAACUCGCCAACGAUCCUCCAGAUCCCAAGGUCUUACGAUCAAGCUGUGGACUUCUCCGCCCCCAAGAAGCCGCAGUACCCCCUCCUCACCAGUUUCCCCCAUACUCCAUUAAGUGCACCCCUGACGCCUCUCACCAGUUCCUUGGUGUCUCUCCCCGGGUCGUUGCCCUGCAACGUUCCUCUCACCUCUGGGGGAGGUAUCCUCACCCCCAUCGCUCCGAAUGCCGUGGUGUCGACUGGUGGAAACGUAUCGCUGACCGGUUUCGGGAAAGACGAACCAUCCAGUCCUAUGAAAAAACAAAACAAAAUGAGCUUUGUUCCUAAAGCUCUGUUUGAGCCGCGGCGGGAGCCUCUAAGCUGCCCUACCCCCGGAUGCGAUGGAUCGGGCCAUAUAACAGGGAACUAUACAUCCCAUAGGAGCUUGUCUGGUUGCCCGAUGGCAGAUAAAUCCACUAUUAUCCCCGGAACCCAAGAAUUAAAGUGCCCCACCCCUGGUUGUGAUGGAUCAGGUCAUGCCACCGGUAACUACUCCUCACAUCGUAGUCUAUCCGGGUGUCCCAGGGCCAAGAAGAAGAGUUACACAUCCUCACCAAAGAAAGAAGGAGAAGAAGAAGGGGACGGGCUCAUCAACAGGUGCCCCAUACCAGGCUGCGACGGUUCCGGUCAUGUCACAGGGAAGUACGCCUCUCAUCGGAGCGCGUCGGGAUGCCCGCGAGCCCUCCGAGCAGGCUACCAGGGACCCAUGCAAACGGCGCCCAAGGAAAACCCAAUGGCACCCUCUCCCUCGCCUCAGAAUGGAGUCGGUGGGAUGGGCGUGAUGGGGAAUGGGGGCUUGAUGAUGGGCGUGGUCGGUACUGGAGGUUGUGGUAUGAGCGGUAUCACCGAUGCUGUAUUACCCCUGAAUCUUCUGAAGCCUAACAUGAUGGGUGAGGGUAACAUCAUGUCCAUGUCACCGGUGGUGGAGGAACAGGAACAUGAGGAGCAGCUGGUAGGACCAAGCUGCCCAACCCCGUCAUGUGAUGGAUCAGGUCAUGUGAACGGGGCUUCGUUGGACCAUCGUAGCAUCUCGGGGUGUCCGUUAGCUGCUCAGGCCAUGAAGAAAGCAAGGCUAAAUGGAGAAGACAUCACAUCACUAUCACACAAAAAUGUCAAGGGAGUUGAGAACGAUGAGGAGCUAUGGAACUUAGACAUCGAGAUCAACGAGCUGCAAUCAAGCAAUUGCCAGAUGGAAGCCCAGAUGAGACGGUUGAAGACCCAGAUCUCUACCAUGGAAACCAAACUCCGUCAGGCGGAGCAGGAGCAUAGAGCCAUGGAGGAGAAACAUCGUUCUCUGACCAUGCAGCUUGACGGACUACGUAACACGCUCAUCAGGCACCUGUCCGAUGUCAAGAGCGUUGCUAUGAGCGGCGGUCGUGAGGCCAGCCUGCUCGGUCCUAGCUACGAACGUAUGGAACAGUUCCUAGCGAGUCUCAAAGAACUGGAUAAUGAUGCCAAGGACAUGGUGAUGAUCAACGGGGGAUUGUCUGUCAGAGAGUCGUCAGCAGCCUCUUCCUUUCAGUCGGCAACGCCUCCUCCUUCAUUAGGGUCAUCAUCGCCCAGGCUGGAGUCGGUGGAGAAUACGCCUCUCACGCCCCCUCCACAAGCGGUAGACCUAACACCCCCUCUGAGUAAUGGUAUCAUCCACCAUUCAGAUCAGCCUAUUUCAACACCAGGGGUGGUUCGAACCAAUGUGGUGCCCGUCACAUGAAGGACUUAAUUAUGACUUGCUGCUCCUUAGAAUACCACAAGUACUUGCACCCUUGUUUGGAGAUAUUGGAGUAGCUCCAAGAGUUAUCGCUCCAAUACUAUGUUCUUUUAUUUAAAUGCUGCCCUUCAAUUUAAAAAAGGACCGAAGUGAUAUCAAUCAAAUUUGAUUAGUUGAUAUUUAAUGUCUUACCUUGUGGGCCCAAUUUUAUGCAUGAGCACUCAUCCUGCUUGGAGAAAUGCCAGGCAAGCCAUCACGGUAGUGCAUUGACGUCAAUUGUGAGAAAUAUCGUGCUUGUCACUUGCCUCCUUUUGCGACUGUAAGGCAUCGUGGAUUUAGAUGCUUAGAAAGCGGGUGAUUUUAUUCCAUGUACAUAAUCUGCCUGUAGCCUCCUUAAAGGAGUGUUAUGGGUUAAUUUAUUGACUGUACUUUAUGCAUCAUUUGUAAAUACAUGUAGCUCAUAUCAUCAGUUAAACUGAAAAUAAUUGAAAUUACCUUGAUGCGGAAAUAGGUUUUAAGGAAUUUUCUUUGUUGUCGUUGUUGCCCAUGAAAUAAUGCUUUUCCAAUUGUAAAUCAAAUUGUAAAUAGGCAUUAUUUCAUACACUGGGAAAUGUCUAGUGCUCGUUAAAUGAACUGAGUGAAUGAAUAUUCCUAUUUUAAUUGAAUCAACUUUAAAGAUGUUUCAAAUUCAAUUGUAUGAAAAAUAAAGAUCAAUCAGCAUUCAUAUGUACUAUGUUUGAGGCAGAUUGAUGUUUUAAUCAUACAGGAUGAUUAUUGUUUGGUUAGAUAAUUGAGACACUUGAAGUAGUUUAGCAUCACAGAGGCAAAAUUAGGGAAAUUCAAUCCAGAAAACCAUGGUUCAUUUAUCAUAGCCAAAGUAUUGCCCUUUUUUUUCUUUAUCUGAACAUUAAAAAAUAUUUCUAGUAAAAAGCUGAGACAAGUUUAUUCCUUAUAGUGAAAAUAGCACCAUAAUGUUUUAAAAAUUGUAUGUCUUGUGAAAAUCAUUUUUUAAUGUUUUGGUGAUGAAAUUGAAACAACUUUUUGAAUGGCUGAGGAGCUCAGUUGGUAUAGUAACUCAUUGAAAUGAAAUUCUCUUAUGGAUGGUAAACUAGAGGCUAUGAUUACAUUUGAUUUUUUUGUCUUCAUACAAAUCAGUUACAGUAUGCAACACAAUAUUACUGCCAAAUAUUAAUCAACUUGUAAUGUUUUUAUGUAGAAAUUGACAAUGUUGUUCAUAACUUAAAACUCAAUUGUACUAAUUCUACAUCACAUAUUGUCAGAAAUUGCAUAUUGUGGUAUAUUGUUCUUUUUGUUAGGAACUUUGUCAGAAGUCUUUGCGGCGUCUUGGCAGGAAUCCUGCCAUGUAGGCACUAUGCAUCUUCUCAUCGGAGCCUUCCGGUAUUUCCUCAUUGUUUUGUCCAUGAUGAAAUGUAAGAAUUGGUGAUUCAAAGCAGCUUACACGGGGUUCUCACAGGAAAUACACUGCUCUGACUUUUGAUGAUGCACUUGAUACCCAUAGUGGAUAAAAUUUAUGAAUGAUCAGUAGUUAAAAAUUGCAUAAAUUCAUAUUUUAACUCCUACUGUUGUGAGAUUGAGUUUCUUCAUUUUCUUCUGUUGUGAAUUUGAGGAAGAUCAUGAACAUUGCAUGAGAAUUGAAAGUACUAUUUCUGUGAAAAAUGAUAUUACUCAUGAUUGUGUAUUUGGUGUAAUUGAAGCUCAUGGUAGUAUUAACAAAAAAGUACUAGUUUUGUAGAGCAAGGCAAUUAUUUUUUUUUUAAAGGAACAUUGUAUUCAGUGAUUGUGUACAAUACAUGUAUGAAGUUUAACCAAAAGAAGCAAAUACAGCUUUAGAUUCUCACUAGUUCUUAACAAAGUAUAUACUUUGAUAAUUGGCAGAGUAAAAGAAUUUUGGCAAAACUACAUCUACAUGUACAUGUAGAUAAUAUUUUUGUGUUAGUUUUCGAGAAGUUCAAUCUGUGUUAGUUUUAUGAAAAUCUAAUUGUAAAUGCUCAUUUGUAUCCCUUCAAGAAAAACAUCUGGACAUGUUUGUCAUUAGUUUGAAUGAUUUGUAAGUGAGAUUUAGUUUUUAAACAGAAAAUGACAUCACAGUAUACAUGUAUUACCCUGUGGGAGGUCAGGAGGGGUGCAGUUUUUACACUUGGGUACAUAUUUUAAUCUUCUCCCGUUAUUCAAAAGGAGUGCAUGAAUUUGCAAGUUUAAUCCAUUCUGGAAUGAUGUAUUUCUGUACUUUUGCAAACUUAGCAGGUCUGUUAAUGUUUCCUUCUAUAAUAAAGAACUUAUUUGUCAAAGUUAUUAUUACCUGAUAAAUCUAGCCUCCCAAUAGAAAAUAAAAAUGCAUUACAAUUUUUUAAUUGAUGUUCAUAAUGAUGUAGUUACAUGCCCCCUUUUAAUUAGUGUUUAACAUUGAUGUAUGUAUAUUUUGGCGAUAAACAAUUAUUUGAUUGGUAUUCCCUUCUUGCAUUAUAUACAUGUAGGUUAGUAAGCCAAUGGGAUUGAUGCAAGAAUGAGAAAGCAUGUUAGCGCCAAAAGGGCUUUAUGGCAAUACAAUGUACAGUGUCCCCAUUGAUGUUUGGUAGAAGAGGGUCUUAUAUCUUUUGUUGAGUCUUAGGAGUUUUGAUGUGAGUGCAAGGUAUAUCUGGCCACCCCAGUAAUCGGGACUGAACCAGAUAGAGGGCGCUACACAGAUGCCAUUUCUACUGAUGUGUUUUGUUUGAGAUAAUCACUUUCAACUUUGUGCAAGAGAUCAUUUGGUCUGCGGAGACCUGUUUUUCAAAAUGUAUGAUACAACCUUCUGCAAUGGCUGUAUGCCUGCUAUUAUAGACAAUGCUGUAGUUUGGAAUUAAAAAGGCUGUGUUUGUAGGUUGUAAAAACAUAAUUCUGUAGAGCAAUUUUUAGGAGAUUUAAAAUUAUCCCUAUUAAUAUUUUCUCUUUAUCUUAUGAAUAAAAAAAAUAGUAAAAUCUUUAUCUUUUGCCCCUGGUUUCUUGACUCUCAUUGUUUUCAGGUACAUGUACAUGUGUGCAGAUAGCUCUGGAUUUUGUACAGAUUACACACCAAAAAAAUCAACAAAUUCCCCCUAAAAGCUAUUUAAAGCUAUCAUAUAAAAACAGAGAAUUGUGACAGCUGUCUUGGUAUUACUCAGCCUUUCAGAUGCGAACUAUUUUGGGGCAUUCUAAAUCGAGAACUACUAUUUGUUUGAAGUUUGGAAGACGAUGUAAAUGUUCUCUUAGAAUGCCGUUACUCAGCCAUCGAGAUCACUUUAAGUGGCAUUCUAAAUUCAAAUGAUAUUUAUCUUUAUGCUGGUCUUGAUGCUUGCAUGCCAGUGAGUAUAAAUAAAUACUCUUUGAAUUUUGAUUUAACUCAGAACAUCUUCAAUCAACAUUGUUUUUUUCCUUAUCAUACUAUGCUUAUUCAAGUCUUGUUGCUAUUUUAAUGCCGAGAUAACAGGCUGUUAUUAUAUUAAAUCACCCUGAGCUACCAUUCCUAUAUUAUGCAGUAUGGUGCUUUUCUGAAUACCCUUUGUAGCUUGAUAGAAGAUUGUAUUCUGUGAGUAAAAUGAAGUAUCUGCAAGAUCAUCCUUUAUUCAUUUGUUUUCAGAGUGGAUAAAGAGCCGAUACGGUUAUGAUUCAUUUUUUGUUGUUGAUGUGCUGUUUAGCAUUAUUUUAAAUCUAUCAAUACGCAUUUAUGUUUUCAAACAGUUGCCAAAAUUAGUGUAUAGAAAUGUAGGAGAAACUACUUAAAUAAGCUUCAUAGUUUUGAUUUUAUUUCAUGGUUUCUGUCACUCCACUAUAUAGGAUUUGUUGUAUGUUUACAAACGAGGUAAAAAAACUAUUCAGGAAAGUUUAUUUUGUUUUCAUGCUAGGGAGAAAAGUGCAAUAUUUAUGUGCUUCGUUGUGCUUAACUGUAUGCUUGUAUUAUUUCAUUGGACAAGUGUCAGACUAAUGCUUCUUUAUUCUUGAUUAGUUCUGCUUGUUCUGAAAUUAUCAUAUCUGAAAAGAAGAUUACAACCAAGAAAACAAAAUAGAAUUCUUACAUGGUGUAAUGCUUGAAGGAGGGCCUGCAACCUUUCAUGCUUGAGUAUACAAUGUAUAUAUCUAUAUUUUGAAGGGGUAUUUUGCUUAUUUUGUUAAGAUAUUUUGCUGCAUUUAAUUAUAUGGGUGUUUAAAAGCUGAAGUACAUAUAAUGGAAAAUGUGAUUCUUCUGUAGGUAAGACAAUGAAAUUCAAUGUUUUUAUGUAAUAAGGGGGUAGUGGGGGGGGGGGGGUCUGAUAUUUCUUAUUAGGAAAUAAGGACGAACUUGGAAGUUGUUCUUUCAUGUAUCCAGAGUACUUUAUUAUCACCUCAGCUGUUUUGAGACAUAAUUCAAUUUUAUUAUGACUUCGUUUGUAGAGGGGAGAUAAAAAUGUAUGUCACAAUUGAAUUUCUAAGAGCGGAGUAAAGAUGAACAUGCAAUUAAUAUCAACCUUGAUUUUUUGACCAGAAAAUAUGUGGCAGAAGCUUUUAUUUUUUAUUUAAUUUUUUAGUAAUUGGUUAAAGAUGAAAGAUUUACCGGUUCAUCACAUUCACUCCUUCAGUUUGAGGACCCAUUAAAUGUUUCAUCAGAAUAAUUUGUUGAGCAUGCCCCAAAAUGAAUGAAGUGUUCUGUAAUUCCCAAAUGAUAAUGUCAUUCUGAAUUUCAGAUUUGGUCUCAAAACGGCCCUUUUGUGAGGCUAUUAAUUUUAUGGUAAUACAUAAAGAGAUUUGUGACAUAAUGAGUAUACAUAAGGAGAAUACAUUGAGCUUGUACUCUUGCGUUGAAGAAAUAUCUAUAUUGCCUCAUGGAUACAUUAUUUAUUAAAUGGUACUUGUAUAUUAAUACUCCUUUUGUGCUAAUACUAUUUGAAUGUUUGAGUUUACCAGUGAAUCUGUGGUCAAGUUAUUUUAUUUUUCAUGUCAAACUUUAGAUUAGAAAAACGGCUGUUUCUAAUGUACGAGAUUUAUUUAGUUUUGUGAUAUUUUUAUGGCUUUUGCCGUUGAUUAUUUUUGUUCUCUUCUUCAAUAUGAUUGAUUCUGAACUAGACAUGCAAUACCUGUGACUAUGUUUCAAUAAAUUACAAUAUGUAACAUGA
Lytechinus pictus (painted urchin) is the source of this 9347-nucleotide messenger RNA. RefSeq names its product myelin transcription factor 1-like. The transcript has 14 exons. The coding region runs from base 79 to 4224 and encodes 1381 amino acids. Gene Ontology annotation, biological process: regulation of transcription by RNA polymerase II. NCBI's taxonomy places the organism in Eukaryota, Metazoa, Echinodermata, Echinoidea, Temnopleuroida, Toxopneustidae. Gene Ontology annotation, cellular component: nucleus. Gene Ontology annotation, molecular function: RNA polymerase II cis-regulatory region sequence-specific DNA binding; DNA-binding transcription factor activity, RNA polymerase II-specific; zinc ion binding. The record is from RefSeq and is a predicted model, not a curated record.